Molecule: messenger RNA, 6374 nt
Organism: Actinia tenebrosa (Australian red waratah sea anemone)
Lineage: Eukaryota; Metazoa; Cnidaria; Anthozoa; Actiniaria; Actiniidae
Product: transportin-1
Biological process (GO): protein import into nucleus
Molecular function (GO): small GTPase binding
Source: RefSeq, a predicted model, not a curated record
CGGAAGUGAAUAAGUACCAUUCGGGGUGGCCGAGAGGAAGUGCAGGGGUAAGCGCGAUAGUCGAGCUAACAGCAAGGAAAAAUCAAAAUGGCGUGGCAACCUGACCAAGACGGACUCCAGCAAAUAAUACUCUUACUAAAGGAAAGCCAAAGCCCAAAUACAGAAACCCAACGUGCAGUGCAACAAAAACUCGAAUCUCUUAACCAAUUUCCCGAUUUUAAUAACUAUCUUAUUUUCGUGCUUACGAAGCUCAAGAGCGAAGACGAACCAACACGGUCACUCUCUGGAUUGAUUUUAAAGAAUAACGUACGUUCACAUUACCACACUUUUCCAAACGAAGUGCGAGAGUUUGUAAAGUCAGAAUGUCUGCAAGCAAUAGGAGAUCCUUCGCCAUUGAUUCGAGCUACCAUAGGCAUAUUAAUAACAACGAUAGCAGCUAAAGGCGAUCUCACAAACUGGCAGCAACUUCUUCCUACGUUAUGUCAGAUGUUAGACAGCGAAGAUUAUAACGUCUGCGAGGGUGCAUUUGGUGCUCUCCAGAAGAUUUGUGAAGACUCUGCUGACCAGCUUGACAGUGAUGCUCUCAAUCGACCACUAAAUGUUCUCAUCCCAAAAUUCUUGAAUUUCUUCCGUCAUGCCAGUCCAAAGAUCAGGUCCCAUGCCAUUGCUUGCGUCAAUCAGUUCAUUGUUAAUAGAACACAAGCUCUCAUGAUGCACAUCUCCACUUUCAUUGAGAACCUGUUUGCUCUCGCUGGAGAUGAAGACUCAGAGGUCCGGAAAAAUGUCUGUCGGGCAUUAGUGAUGUUGCUAGAGGUCCGAGCAGACCAAUUGAUACCACAUAUGAACAAUAUUGUGGAGUACAUGUUGCUGAGAACGCAAGACAAGGAUGAAAGUGUUGCACUAGAAGCUUGCGAAUUCUGGCUUACCCUAGCAGAACAACCAAUCUGUGUAGAAGUUUUGACUGCGCAUUUACACAGACUCGUUCCCAUACUUGUAAAUGGAAUGAAGUACUCUGAAAUUGACCUAAUUUUAUUAAAGGCUGACCAAGAGGAUGAUGAGGCUGUGCCAGACAGUGAACAAGACAUUAAACCAAGAUUCCAUAAAUCAAAGACUCAUUCACAGCAACAUGAAGAUGCUGAGGCUGGAAGUGAUGAGGAUGAUAUGGAUGAUGAUGCUUUGUCUGACUGGAACUUGAGAAAAUGCUCAGCUGCUGCUCUGGAUGUCCUUGCUAAUGUCUUCAGAGAUGACUUACUUCCUGUCCUGUUACCAAUACUCAAGGAAAUACUCUUUCAUCCUGACUGGGAAUCUAAAGAAUCUGGUAUUCUGGUACUAGGUGCUGUCGCUGAAGGCUGCUUGAAUGGGAUUGCACCUCAUCUAUCAGAGCUAGUUCCAUUCCUGAUUAACUCUCUUUCUGAAAAAAAGGCACUGGUACGGUCUAUAACCUGCUGGACACUGAGUCGGUAUGCUCACUGGGUAGUCAACCAACCACAUGAAGCAUAUCUACAGAAGCUCAUGACAGAAUUGUUAAAAAGAAUACUGGACAGCAAUAAGAGAGUCCAAGAAGCAGCAUGCAGCGCCUUUGCCACACUGGAGGAAGAAGCUUGCACAGAACUUGUACCCUACCUUGGAUUUAUUCUGGAAACAUUGGUGUUUGCUUUCAAUAAAUAUCAGCACAAGAACCUUCUUAUCCUGUACGAUGCCAUUGGUACCCUAGCAGACUCUGUUGGCCAUCACCUAAACAAACCUGAGUACAUCACGAUGCUAAUGCCACCUCUUAUCCAAAAAUGGAAUCAGCUUAAAGAUGAAGAUAAGGAUCUUUUUCCAUUAUUAGAGUGUUUAUCAUCUGUAGCCACUGCCUUGAGAUCUGGUUUCCUUCCUUAUGCUGGACCAGUCUUCCAGAGAUGUGUUUCUCUAGUUGAGAAGACUUUGACACAAAGCUUGGUGUCCCAGGCACAGCCAGAGCAGUAUGAACCACCAGAUAAAGACUUCAUGAUUGUAGCCUUGGACUUGUUAAGUGGACUGGCUGAGGGUCUAGAGGGACAGAUAGAACAGUUUGUUGUACGGAGCAACAUCAUGACUUUGCUGUUCCAAUGUAUGCAGGACAAGAUGCCUGAAGUCAGACAGAGUUCCUUUGCUCUCCUUGGAGAGACUUCAUCUCUGUAUGUAAUAAUGCUACCUGGGCUAUCGGUGAAAUAUCUGUACAACUUGGUGCUGAAAUGGAAACAUAUGUUGGUCUUGUCCUSAAUCAGCUGAUUGAGAUAAUCAACCGACCUCACACCCCAAAGACACUUCUUGAGAAUACAGCAAUCACUAUUGGUCGUCUGGGGUUAGUGUGUCCGCAAGAAGUGGCUCCUUUGUUACCGCAGUUUAUUCAGAAGUGGUGUACAUCAUUGCGAAACAUUCGCGACAACGAAGAAAAAGACUCGGCCUUCCGUGGUAUCUGUAGCAUGAUAAGUGCAAACCCAGGGGGAGUGGUGCAGGACCUGAUAUUCUUUUGUGAUGCUGUUGCAUCUUGGGUCACUCCCAGUCCCGAUCUUAAAGACAUGUUUCUCAAGAUCCUCCAUGGCUUCAAGAACCAAGUCGGAGAGGAGAACUGGAAACGAUUUUCCGAUCAGUUUCCGACUGCUCUUCGUGAACGCCUGUCUGCGAACUAUGGUGUGUAGUGAGGGACCCUUUGCUGUCUCUGUGGGAAGGGAGGAAUAACAGGUGUACCAUGGUAGGAGUACUUCAAGUACUGACUGUCUUCGUCCACCGUCACGUCAGUCAGUGUCUAUCUAACUAUCUGUCUGUCUGUCUGCCCAUGCAGUCUGUCUGUCUGUCCGGGAGGGUUGUCACUGCUGAGUAACUAACCWAUAGAGCUGAACCAAUCUGCACAGUAGUGACAUAUACACCAUAACCAACAAAGGGAAGGGAUGGAAUAGUUCCCAGGGAUACUCGGUGUCACGUGUCUUGUCAAGUGUGUGUCACGUGACGUCUUGUUAGAACCAAGGACGUGUCAUUUGUUGCCCAUGUCAAGCAAUUAAUUAAUUAAUUAGUAAGGUUCAUCUAGAAAGGGGGUAACAAAUCAAUCUAGCUAAAUUAUCUCGUUUCCAAAGUCGCGCUUAAAAUCAAAUAUCGAUUUUUUGAGUUCAAGUUCAGAGGAAGACUGGUAAUAGUGAUGUCACGCAUACUGGUCAGCAAACAUCCCAAACAAAAAGACGUAGUCGCCAUUUUGGUUGCAACGAAAAAAUUCAACGAACAUUGGUGGCUAUGAUGACCAGCAAUUAUGGGGUUAAAUUUUGUGACUCGUUGACGAAAAAAUGUUUUUCACUCGUGUCGCAAAMAUUACCCACAAUUCUAUGUAUGGCAAGCUCGUUACCAGUCCUUCAUUGACCUUGAAAAACAAAAUAACUCAGAUAUAGAAUAUUCGAACGACUGAAUCCUCCGAUAAUAAUUUAUAAUWCUUCGUUUAAAUCGAAAAAAAUGAUCUGUCACCUCGAAUAGGUGGCUCUUAAAUACAAUAGGAACAUUUUGUUAACGGUCAGCCAGCACAGCACAGCGAAGUAGAAGCAAAAAKUCAUUGUUUUCUGUCGUUAAAGCUGUUAACACUUGCUCGCUGGUAAAAAAAAAAAGUGACCUUAACUUUCUUUUUCUUUGAAUGUUUUUAAAAAUAACAUGAAUAAUUCUAAUAUUUUGUAUAAUUUUAGUUUCAAGUAAAUGUAUAUUUGUAAUUAAUGACCAAAAGAUUUAUUAGAAAAAUCGCAAUUUAUAAUUCCUUUAUUUCCUAGAUAAAUGCUAAAAUAAUCUSAAUGAUCUGGUAAGGUUGCAGAACCAAGCAUUAAAGUUACCCCACCUCCUCCCCCCUGAACCAUAAGUGUUUAAUAUAUGUCAUUUAUGAUCAGCUAAUAAAGCUUGGAUGUAACCGUUACGUGACGUCAGAUUGUGACGUAUGUGGUCCUGUGUCGUCUGUGUCAGUCAUUGAUAACCUGUAAUCAUCCAUYGUACCAGUUGGUUGCCAUAGUAAUGCUUACUAAGUAAUUGUCAAGUAUAUGGUUAGCAGUCUUCACAGAAACGUAUGCUCGAAGCUUAUAUUUGAAGUAGAAUUCGCUGACCUUAGCUGUAGGAGCCUGUAGAGCUUUAUAUUUCAAUCUAAGCUCUAAUUUGUCAUUACAGUACAAAAUUAACAGUAUUCCGAAUUCUGCAGUGUAAUAUUUCAAAACAACGAACUUUUUUCGCAACAUAUAUGUAACCAGUGUCGGAAAAAAAGGAAAACCAUCGGAGGAAAAUGUUUUCGUUUCCAAACAAACAAAGUUGCGGCAAUACUCCUUCGUAUUUUGAAAAUCAAACAUUCCACCUCUAAUAUUAUUAUAAGAUCUUGUCGUCGUUCUCAUUUCAGUUUCAUCCUUUCGCGAAAAUUAAACCAUCCAAUCGGGUUGCGAGUCAAAAGCCAUUUCAGUGUUACGAUAUGGUCAAACCAAUCAGAGCCCGCGGAAAAUAAACCAUCCAAUCAGGUUGCGUGUCAAAAGCCAUGUCAGUGUUACGAUAUGGUCAAACCAAUCAGAGCCCGCGGAAAAUAAACCAUCCAAUCAGGUUGCGUGUCAAAAGACAUGUCAGUGUUACGAUAUGGUCAAACCAAUCAGAGCCCGCGGAAAUUAAACAAUCCAAUCAGGUUGCGAGUCAAAAGCCAUUGCAACGAUAUGGUCGUCCUUUUUCUACUAACAAUAGAUUUUUCUCCUGUUUUUACAUGCCAGUUUACUAUUAUCUUUCUUUACCGGUUUUCAUCUUGGUUCCGUAAUUUGGAACCAAACCAAAYUUCAAAUCUCGUUUCCAAAGACUUCAAAAAAGGCUAAUCCAAUAUUCCGAUUAACCGUCAAAUGCUUAAACAGCAUUGAAAUGGGAAACGUUACGCGCAAGGUAAAGAGGUUCUAUUCUCCGUUUUCCUUCAAAGAGUAUUCUGGUACGGAGAAUUUCGUAGAGGAGUAGGCUCCCACAGUUCCGUCAAACCUAACUCGUAACGUUCAAGAAAACAGCCGUCAAAAAUCUGGGCUAAUCUGUUUAAUAACAGCUCAAUAUUUAUUAAUAUCGUAUUUUAAUAAUAACCAAAUAAUAUCUAGAUAUAUUAAUGUCAUUUUAGUAUAACCCGUUGGUGUUUUUGAAUUGCAUCCAUAGGAAUAUUAUUUAUAUUUUAGAGUAUUAUAAUUCAUUGAAUAUUCGCCCUCGUUUCCGUGAUAUUAAGAUUGUUUAAGUUGAUGUUCUGUCGAGCAUUGGGCAAUACGCAAACAAGCAAGGGACUGGGGCAAGUUUUAAAUUUUAACUCUUAAAUAYUUUACGCUUCUGAAGGCUCGUAACUGGUUAUUUUUAACGAAACACGUUUAAAUUUGCCAGACUCACUAAUAUUGAUACGCUUUCUCGAUGACAAAACGUUUUUGCUGAUUAGAUUAAACUUAAAACGUACUCCCUGUCCGUUGCUCGUUUCCUCAUUGGCCAAUAGAAAGCGCGAUUUUGAGCGCUUUAUGCUAAUUCUUUCUCAAACAAGGUAMAUCUUAAUUUGGCCGGAAGCGUAUGCGUCUCCGUUUUGUCUUCCGAAUCGGAAAACUACUAAGUUCUUAUGCUAAAAACGUCCAAACCUUCGUUAUCAUUUAUCUAAUCUUAUUUUAAUUAAUUGUUAUACAAUUAUUCACUAACUAUAGAUUCCGCGAUUACGUAAUUCUAUAUUAGGAGUUCCUGCUUAUUCAUUCAGCAUAGAAUAGAAUUUUUUUCGUCUUUUCCUUUCCUUUCCUUUCCUUUGCUUUCCUUUCCUUUCCUUUCCUUUCCUUUCCUUUCCUUUCCUUUCCUUUCCUUUCCUUUGAAUUCCAUCCCUUUCCAUUUCCUUCUCCCUUCUUUCCCUAAAUUUCUUUUCUAUUCCUUUCCUUUCGUUUCCUCAACUUUUAUAAUAGAUAGUCGAAUAGACAGCCAUUAAUCCUAAUCCCUAAAGUUAACGAUAACCUCACCCAACUCAUCCAAGACAUUUUUGCCGUCAAUAAGUCUAGCCCUCACGUCWUUUACAAAGGGAUCACUUUAUCCCUUGUUCAAUUUUAACGGAUAAAAUCAUUAUUUUUUCAUUAAUUUUCCAAACCAGCUGGUCUGUGUUUGUGCGUCUUGUGUCUAGRAGACCGUUUACAUAAAGGUAGGAUAACCUGGGUUCUAGGGACAAGUCUUUGGUUCCACAGAGGACACAAAAGAGUUAGCCCUAGAAAUACGGUCACCCUACCUUCAUGCAGACGGCCUCUAAGUAACCGCUUUUCGUUGUUGUUCGCUCGUCAGUGUCGUAACGAUUGGCGUUUAUAUAUAGUAGUGUUAGUAUAAUAAAUGAAUUAGUAUUAUUUUAUGUCAAAUAAAUCGAGAUUUUAACGUUU